Molecule: messenger RNA, 2442 nt
Organism: Lottia gigantea (owl limpet)
Lineage: Eukaryota; Metazoa; Mollusca; Gastropoda; Lottiidae
Exons: 11
Coding region: 75-2234 (719 amino acids)
Biological process (GO): homophilic cell-cell adhesion
Cellular component (GO): membrane
Molecular function (GO): calcium ion binding
Source: RefSeq, a predicted model, not a curated record
AAAGAAUGCAAACAAAAUGGCGUAAAGGUAAAUAAAUAUCCGAAUGAAAAAGUGACAGAUAUAUUUCGGAAAAAAUGAGGAGAUUGUUAUUCCUUUCUGUUCUGUUGUCGACUUUGGUAUUUUUUGGAAACGCGCAGAAUCUGUAUUUUAAAAAUGGACCAGUGGUAGUGAACGUAGAUGAAGGUCUAGAAAUCGAAAGUAAACUGGGCUUGGUGGAAUGUGCCCUCAACACGACUGGUGUGAAUCCAUUUACAACGGAAGUACCCUUUAAAUAUAAGAUCACGCUGGUCAAAGUGAAUGAAAAUGACCUAUGCGGUGGGGAUGGACAAUGUUUUAGUAUUAGAUCUCAAGAUGACAGUGCUGCACAACCUUUGUACUUCAUCUACCACUAUCCGUUCAACACACAGAGGCUGAUGUACGCCGUACGUAAUACCUACACAUUAGACAUAACCUGCGAAGAUAAUCUCAGUAAUACUUUGAAAGGACAGGCAGAAGUGCGAGUGAUUCCAAACAUGCCGCCUGUUUUUGUGACCAAAAGUGGAGAGUCCGUAACAUUUUCUGCAGCAGAUCUUACAGCUGGGACCUUAGUGUUUACUGUAUCGGCAAAUGACCCAGAGAAUAAUCCACUGGAAUAUAGUCUCACCGACGGGAGCGGCAAGUUUGCGAUAGAUGAACAAACGGGGCAGAUUCGAGUACUUGAAGGCUUUGAAGGCCUCUGUAACGGAACCUCGAAGUUCACCUUCCAAGUAACAGUAAAGGACCCAUACCAUAUGAAUUUGAUACCCAUCAACAUAGAUCUCAACAUUGAUUACCCAAAUCAACCAAGUCUUAUAGGAGCAAACCAAGAAAUCACUGUUUCAGAAACCGAUCCUGUGGGCAUGUACUUUCAUUCAUUUAAUGUAUUCGAUGGUACUCUAGCAAUUGACGUGGAAAACCCCAUCACUCCAGCCAGUAUUGCCAGUAAAUUUGUCUUGCAAAGUGAUGUUAUGCGGAUCACCGAGCAGUUUAAUUUUGAAGAAGCUUCUUCGGGCAACAUCUCCCUCGUGGUGACCAACGGAGUGUGUAAGAAGCUAUACUUUUUGGUCAUUAAAGUGAAGGAUGAGAACGACCCUCCCACACUCUUUCCUAAGAUACAGACUGGUAUUGUGGAAGAAGGUCUUAUUCAGUAUGACAUGCAAUCCUUUGUGGACGAUGAAGACGUUUCGGACAGCCACACCUACAGAAUCCUCAAAGCGACUGAAGGCACGGUAGUCAUCACAGACAAGUUCACCAUCGAUAACAAUGGUCUGAUCACCUCCAGAGGAGAUUUUGAUCUGGACAGCUUGAAUCUUAACUCUCGUACAGUGGUCUUUGAUGUGGAGGUCAUGGAUCCCGGAGGACUCACGGAUACUGGUCAGGUGACCCUGAUCAUCAACAACGCCAACGACAAUAACCCCAUCAUAUCGACCACUACCAUUUACAACGAUCAGAUUAUGGACUGCUCGGGACCGAUGCAAAUUGGAAGCAUUGCUGCAACAGACGCAGACUUUGGCACCAACGGUGAUAUCAUCUACACUGCGACUUCAAGCGGUCCACUGUCAGUAACUGCCGAUGGAAGCAUUUUCGUGACAUCUGCAAUUGCUGCAGGAUCAACCCAUCAGCUGACAGUCAAUGCAGAGGAUCUGGGAAAUCCUCCACGGGAAAGCAGCGUACCAGUAACCAUUACCGUAGUCGGACAACCAUGUACAACUACGACCACGACACUCGCACCAACUGUUAACAUCAACGUUAGCAUCAGUACUAACAACUCCAAUAACAACAAUAAUAACAACAAUAACAAUAAUCAAAAUACCGUUGUGGCAAGUGUCACAACGCCAGCCACUGUGGCCACCCCCACACUUUUGGACAAUUCUCUGAACCUUAUUUGGAUAGUAUUGCUAGCAGUGCUUGGACUCUUGUUACUUCUAUUGUUGCUGUACCUCCUGUGGAAGUUCUGCUUCCCGCUAUGUUGUCCUGGUGUUUGUGGCGUGGGUGAAGCCCAAGCUGGUGGUCCAUGUGGAACGGAUAGUUUCUGUGGACGAUGUUGUAGCUGUUGUAGGCAAGAGCCUCCCAGGGCACCAAGAGUACGAGGUGAAGGUGACAUCCAUGAUUUCUGGCAAGAACAUUACCAAGAACAAGAUUAUCAAACGACUUACCACAGAGGUGAAGUUCCAAAACCAGCACCCCAUGAACUGGGAUAUCUGAGAUACAAUUAACUUAUGCCUCUUCAUGAGUUCUCUUGACCCAUUGGCAAACUUAAAAGAUAUGGUAUAUCUGGAUAUAUACCUAUCCAUAGGGCCAAUAAGCUGGAAUUGGGAUUAUCAGCUAGUUCAAAUACCUAGGCAACAGUAUAUCUUUAAAUAAGACAUUUGUGAUAACGUUUAUGUGAUAAAAUUUUUACCAAAUAAAUCAAAUUGUUUUCUU